This is a messenger RNA of Chondrus crispus (carragheen), 1074 nucleotides long. RefSeq names its product UDP-glucuronic acid decarboxylase UXS. Gene Ontology annotation, molecular function: UDP-glucuronate decarboxylase activity; NAD+ binding. Lineage: Eukaryota; Rhodophyta; Florideophyceae; Gigartinales; Gigartinaceae. Bases 1 to 1074 code for a protein of 357 amino acids. The record is from RefSeq and is a predicted model, not a curated record. Gene Ontology annotation, cellular component: cytoplasm. The transcript has 2 exons. Gene Ontology annotation, biological process: D-xylose metabolic process.
AUGGCCAACGACACCCCGGUCGUCGACGUCCAGCGCCCCGCCAACGGCGGCGAAGCCAUCGACAACCUCGCCAUGUGGCGCGGCUUGAACGCGCCCAACCGCCAGGUCCACCAGAAGCGCGUCCUGGUCACCGGCGGCGCCGGCUUCAUCGGCUCGCAUUUGGUCGACCGUCUCAUGGAGGACGGCCACGACGUUAUCGUCGUCGACUCGCUCUUCACCGGCAAGAAGGAGAACCUAGCGCGCUGGCGCAUGCACCCGCGCUUCGAAUUCUUCCGCCACGACGUCACGGAGCCGUUCAACGCCGAGAUCGACCAGAUUUACCAUCUCGCCUGCCCGGCCUCGCCCGUGCACUACAAGUACAACGCCAUCAAGACCAUCAAGACCAACGUCUUGGGCACUAUCAAUAUGCUCGGCUUGGCGAAGCGCACCGGCGCCCGCUUUCUGCUCGCGUCUACGUCGGAGGUCUACGGCGACCCCGAGGUCCAUCCGCAGGUCGAGGAGUACUGGGGCAACGUCAAUCCCAUCGGCGUUCGCAGCUGCUAUGACGAGGGCAAACGAGUGUCGGAGACCCUCUCGUUUGACUAUAAUCGCCAGCACGGCGUCGAGAUUCGCGUCGUCCGCAUAUUUAAUACGUACGGCCCGCGCAUGGUUCUCAACGACGGCCGCGUGGUGUCCAACUUCGUGGGACAGGCUAUUCGCGGCGAGCCGCUCACCAUUUAUGGAGAUGGGAUGCAGACGAGGAGCUUCUGCUAUGUCGCCGACCUGGUCGACGGGCUUGUGCGUAUGAUGAACCAGGACACGCAUGUGGGGCCGUUCAAUAUGGGCAACCCGGGCGAGUUUACGAUGAAGGAGCUCGCCGAGAUUGUCAAGAAACUCGUUAGUCCGCAAUUGGAUAUCAAGUACUUGCCGCCGACGCCAGACGAUCCCAUGAAGAGGAAGCCGGAUAUUACAAAGGCGAAGACGCACUUGAAGUGGGAACCCAAGGUGGCUUUGAGGGAGGGACUCAAGCCUAUGGUGGAGGAUUUUAGAAAGCGCAUUUUGGGGGACACCAGCGCGCAGGAGCUACCUAAAUAG